Nycticebus coucang (slow loris) is the source of this 5439-nucleotide messenger RNA. RefSeq names its product formin homology 2 domain containing 3 (gene FHOD3). Gene Ontology annotation, molecular function: actin filament binding. Lineage: Eukaryota; Metazoa; Chordata; Mammalia; Primates; Lorisidae. The transcript is spliced from 29 exons. Gene Ontology annotation, biological process: cardiac myofibril assembly; sarcomere organization; cortical actin cytoskeleton organization. Gene Ontology annotation, cellular component: cytoplasm; cytoskeleton. The coding region runs from base 142 to 4917 and encodes 1591 amino acids. The record is from RefSeq and is a predicted model, not a curated record.
CAGCCGGGCGCGCAGGAGCCUGCGAGCCCGCGAGCCGGCGCGCAGCGGUUGCGGCCUCCCCUUCGCUCAGCGGCCCGGACGUCCCGGUCCGCGGCCCCGCUAACCCCGGGGCCCGCGCCCCUCCCGCGGUAGGGAUGCAUCAUGGCCACGCUGGCUUGCCGGGUGCAGUUCUUGGACGACACGGACCCUUUCAACAGCACCAACUUCCCGGAGCCCAGCCGGCCGCCGCUGUUCACAUUCCGCGAGGACCUCGCGCUCGGCACUCAGCUGGCCGGGGUCCACAGACUUCUGCGGGCGCCGCACAAGCUUGAUGACUGCACGCUACAACUGUCCCACAAUGGCACCUACUUGGACUUGGAAGCCACCCUGGCAGAGCAGCGGGAUGAAUUGGAAGGCUUCCAGGAUGACGCUGGGCGGGGCAAGAAGCACAGCAUCAUCCUAAGGACGCAGCUGUCAGUGAGGGUCCAUGCCUGCAUCGAAAAACUUUACAACUCCAGUGGACGAGAUUUAAGAAGGGCCCUUUUCUCCCUGAAGCAGAUAUUUCAGGAUGACAAGGAUUUGGUGCAUGAAUUUGUAGUGGCUGAAGGGCUGACAUGUUUGAUCAAGGUGGGAGCUGAGGCUGAUCAGAACCACCAGAACUACAUCCUGAGGGCUUUGGGCCAGAUUAUGUUGUAUGUGGAUGGGAUGAAUGGAGUAAUAAACCACAAUGAAACCAUACAGUGGCUGUAUACUCUCGUUGGGUCAAAGUUCCGCCUGGUGGUGAAGACCGCUCUGAAGCUGCUGCUGGUCUUUGUGGAGUACUCAGAGUCAAAUGCACCUCUUCUAAUUCAGGCUGUCUCUGCUGUGGACACAAAAAGAGGCAUCACACCCUGGUCAAAUGUCAUGGAAAUCCUGGAGGAAAAGGAUGGAGUUGACACGGAGCUGCUGGUUUAUGCAAUGACUCUGGUGAACAAGACAUUGUCAGGAUUGCCAGACCAAGACACCUUCUAUGAUGUUGUGGAUUGCCUGGAGGAGCUGGGCAUUGCUGCUGUGUCCCAGAGGCACUUGAGCAAGAAAGGGACUGACCUGGACUUGGUGGAGCAAUUGAACAUUUAUGAGGUGGUGCUCAGACACGAGGAUGGCGAUGAGACCGCGGAGCCGCCCCCCAGCGGGUGCCGAGACCGGAGGCGUGCCAGCGUGUGUUCCAGUGGUGGGGGAGAGCACCGUGGCCUGGACCGCAGGCGAAGCCGCAGGCACUCGGUGCAGAGUGUCAAGAGUCCCCUGUCGGCUCCCACCAGCCCCUGCUCCCAGUCGGCUCCCAGCUUCAAGCUCGGUCAAGUACAAGAUCUCCGUGAAAAGGAUGAGGAGGAGGAGGAAGAGGAGCAGCCCAUCACGGAGCCCAAUUCAGAGGAAGAGAGAGAGGACCAUGGCCCCUGUCAGGGCAAGGACAGCAAGGCAAGCACUGCCUCAGAGCAGAGCCUUCCUGGACAGGAUGCUGCUCCCAGGAGUUCUGCCCUCACACCUGUCUCUAAUGCCACCUUGAAGGGAAAGCCGCUUCCAGCCAGCAGUGCAGGGGAGAACCCCCUGUGCAGUGGGUCCUCUGGGCCUGAGGCCACCCGGCCUGGCCUCCUGCUGUCCCCUGCCCCAGCUGUGAGGCCCUCCUCCACCGCACCUGCCUCGUUGAAGUCAUCACCAACCAUAGACAAGCUGCCCUACGUGCCCCACAGCCCCUUCCACCUCUUCUCCUAUGACUUUGAGGACUCUCCCUUAUCCACCAAGGAAAAGGAAGCCGAGUCCCAGAAGGAAAACAGUUCCUCCGAUUCUGCCUCUGAACCCUACAACUUCCGGUCUUUCUCUUCUAAUAGAUACAGCAACUUUGGCAACAUCUCUUACCACUCGUCAAGACCCCCAUCUGGACCCAGUGUGGCCACCACCCCCACAUCCUCUGUGUCCUCUCCCCAGGAGGCCAGACUGGAAAGGCAACACCAAGAGUCACUAGCAGCAGAGAGAGAGAGGCGACGGCAGGAGAGAGAAGAAAGGUUGCAGAGAAUAGAACGGGAAGAAAGGAACAAAUUCAGCCGAGAAUAUGUAGACAAAAGAGAGGAGCAAAGACAAGCAAGAGAAGAAAGAUACAAAUACUUGGAACAGUUGGCAGCUGAGGCACAUGAAAAGGAGCAGAGAGGCCGGAGUGUGAGCCGGGGCAGAGCCGACCUCUCCUUGGACCUGAGCUCGCCAGCAGCUCCUGCCUCCCCAGCUCUUCGGAGCCAUAGCCCAUCAUCUCUAGACUCUCAGGAGGCUCUGCCAGUAUCAUCCUCCUCCCCAGGAACACCUCAGCAUCCCGCAGCGUGUGCCGGCCACCCUAAGCCAGAAGUGGAGGCGGGGCAGGCUGCUGAUGAAGUCAUCCAGGACAUAGCCUCUGCCUGCAGGGGAGCGGAGAACGAGAGGGAACAGACACUGGAGCCGGAGCCGGAAGGAAGAGCCUCCCUCAGUGAGAAAGAGAGGCAGAACGAGGGGGUGAACGAGAGGGACAACUGCUCGGCCUCCAGCAUCUCGUCCUCCAGCAGCACAUUGGAGAGGGAGGAGAAGGAGGACAAGCUCUCCGGGGACAGGGCAACUGGUUUGUGGGCCGCGGGUGUUCAGGAUGCAGGUGUAAAUGGACAGUGUGGCGAUAUCCUCACCAGCAAACGGUUCAUGCUGGACAUGCUGUAUGCCCAUAACAGAAAGUCCCCGGGGGACAGCGAGGCCACAAGGACCCAGCAGGAGGCAGAGGCAGUCACCAGCCUUGCCGCCAGGGUCUCCACUCUGCAGACCAAUUCACAGGCCCAGGAUGACAGUGUCAGAAAGGUGGAUGUUGGCUGUUUGGACAAUAGGGGCAGCGUGAAAGCAUUUGCAGAGAAAUUCAACAAUGGGGACCUGGGGAGAGGGUCUAUGUCCCCUGAUUCUGAGCCCAAUGACAAAGUUCCCGAGAUAGCACCAGCACAGCUGAAGACAGAGUCUGAUUACAUCUGGGACCAGCUCAUGGCCAACCCAAGGGAGCUCAGAAUCCAAGACAUGGAUUUCACUGACCUUGGGGAGGAAGAUGACAUCGAUGUCCUGGACAUGGACCUGGGUCACAGGGAGGCCCCUGGGCCACCUCCCCCACCCCCGCCCACCUUUCUGGGUCUGCCACCCCCACCCCCUCCACCCCUGUUGGACAGUGUGCCUCCUCCUCCCACCCCUGGUAAUUUAUUGGCUCCUCCUCCUCCAGUGUUCAACGCUCCUCAGGGCUUAGGGUGGUCCCAGGUACCCAGGGGUCAGCCCACAUUCACUAAGAAAAAGAAGACCAUCCGUCUGUUCUGGAAUGAAGUUCGGCCUUUUGAGUGGCCAUGUAAAAACAACCGACGCUGCAGAGAAUUCCUGUGGUCAAAACUGGAACCCAUUAAGGUGGACACUUCCAGACUGGAGCACCUGUUUGAGUCGAAAUCCAAGGAACUGUCUGUCACAAAGAAAACCGCUGCAGAUGGAAAAAGGCAAGAGAUCAUCGUUCUGGAUUCUAAGAGGAGCAACGCGAUCAAUAUUGGUCUGACUGUGCUGCCCCCUCCAAGGACGAUUAAGAUAGCCAUUCUGAAUUUCGAUGAAUAUGCCUUAAACAAAGAAGGAAUUGAGAAAAUUCUAACCAUGAUUCCCACUGAAGAGGAGAAGCAGAAAAUCCAGGAGGCGCAGCUGGCCAACCCCGAGAUGCCCUUGGGCAGCGCAGAGCAGUUCCUCCUGAUGCUAUCCUCCAUCAGCGAGCUCUCAGCUCGGCUCCACCUCUGGGCAUUCAAAAUGGAUUAUGAAACCACAGAAAAGGAAGUGGCAGAACCACUUUUGGACCUGAAGGAAGGAAUAGACCAGUUGGAGAACAAUAAAACCUUGGGCUUUAUCCUGUCUACCCUCUUAGCCAUUGGGAACUUUCUAAAUGGAACGAAUGCCAAAGCGUUUGAGUUAAGCUACCUCGAGAAGGUUCCAGAAGUCAAAGACACAGUGCACAAGCAGUCGCUUCUCCACCACGUGUGCACCAUGGUGGUGGAAAACUUCCCAGACAGCUCGGAUCUGUACUCAGAAAUUGGGGCCAUCACCAGGUCAGCCAAGGUUGACUUUGAUCAACUUCAGGAUAAUUUAUGUCAGAUGGAGAGAAGAUGCAAAGCUUCCUGGGAUCACCUUAAGGCAAUUGCAAAACAUGAAAUGAAACCAGUUUUAAAACAACGGAUGUCAGAGUUUCUAAAAGACUGUGCUGAACGAAUUAUAAUUUUAAAGAUUGUCCAUAGAAGAAUAAUUAACAGAUUCCACUCCUUUUUGCUCUUCAUGGGUCAUCCGCCGUAUGCUAUCCGGGAAGUGAACAUAAACAAGUUCUGUAGGAUCAUAAGUGAAUUUGCACUAGAGUAUCGCACCACCAGGGAAAGAGUUUUACAGCAGAAACAGAAACGGGCCAACCACCGAGAGAGAAAUAAGACCAGAGGGAAGAUGAUCACUGAUACUGAUGACGAGGAUGAAGUUGAGUCGGGCAAGUUCUCUGGCAGCUCUCCGGCACCACCAAGCCAGCCGCAGGGUCUGAGCUAUGCAGAGGACGCCGCCGAGCACGAGAACAUGAAGGCUGUGCUGAAAACCUCCUCCCCUGCCAUGGAGGAUGCCACCCCAGUGCUGGGCGUCCGCAUUCGCAGCAGAGCAAGCCGAGGAUCCACUGGUUCCUGGACUGUGGGAACUGAUGACUCACCUAACAUCACAGACGAUGCUGCCGAUGAGAUCAUGGACCUCAUCGUCAAGUCGGCCACCCAAGUGCCCAGUCAGCGAGUGGUGCCCAGGGAGAGGAAGCGGUCCCGGGCCAACCGGAAAUCUCUACGAAGGACCUUGAAGAGCGGCCUGACACCAGAAGAAGCCAGAGCCCUGGGCUUGGUUGGUGCCUCGGAGUUGCAGCUCUGAUGCUCAUGAGGCACCCCAAGAAGUUUGCUGAGCAGAGGGAAUGCUCAUGCUGGACAGAACUCCUCCCUUUGGGGUGGGAAGACCUGACCCAAACAUCCAAUGGUUCAGAAAAGGGAGUGCUCACUUCCCCGUGUCACAUGGCUUGUGGUGCCUGCUAUGCAUUGACUUGGAUCCCCAAGAGUGUCCUGCACAUAAUUUCUCCAUCAUGUCAGCUGUGUUUCUCUUGAUUCUUUGAUACCUGGUUUAUUAGUUCCAAAGUGUGACACCUUUCUGGGGCAAGGAACAGCCCCUUCAAAGAGCAAAUCACUCCUGUCACAGUUAUUAUGGUAUAUGAGGCAAUUUGAUUAGAUUCACAGACUGGAUCUCCACAACCCUCAAAUGUCUGGAUGUAAACUCCAAACUUGUACACAAAAGAAAGCACAGAUUGUUUACCAGUUGUGGAUUUUAGAUGUACUAAAUGUUUAUACAAAUACAUAAAUGUACACCAUGUUUCAAAUACUAAAUAAAUAGAGUUUAAUGCCA